AACGUCCUUUGUUAGCCUGCGGAACUUGUUGUUUCUCCUCUAUAACGCCCCCUCUUUGGGCCUGUCUCUUUUAGUCCAGACUAUCAGUCAUAUCUGCCUCUUCCUGAUCUUUGUUGGGGUUGCCUCGGAGUUUGCCUAACCCCCUGUUUCCCAGAAGCACGGUUCAAGUCACCCCUCCUAGUGACGCCAACGCUAGUAUUUAUUGUCAAAAGUCUCCCAGGCAGACUGCUUCUGCCACCACACCACACACCAUGGACUCGAUGAGAUCCCUAAACACGUCACUGCCCAGCUCCACGCCUCGGCCACAACCUCCUGAGCAGCUCCUACAGUCGUUCAAGGCUGCUGCUCUCUCCGUCACGAAUCUCUACAAGAAUGCUGUCUACGAACAGUCGCAAGCCAAGCAAGCUGGAUACCAAGAAGCAAUUGAGGAUCUACUACACUUUCUAGAUCGGGAGAACCUCGGUCUUGGAGACGGGGAGGGCUGGAAAGUUCGGCAAUGGGCCACGGAACGGAGUGAUGGAAGUGGUGCCCCUAGCGACGAUGAUGAGGUUGAGAAACAAACCAGAGGCGCAACGCCGGCUGCCACCCGCAAGGCACAGCCAGAAUCCGAACCGAUCCGACAGCCUUCCAAGUUAUCGUCGGAGGAGCAAGCUCCAGCUCCGCCGCAGCAACAGCUGCCAACACCUUCGACCCCUCAUGCCUCUGAAUCAAACGACUUCGAUCGUCCAACUAUCUUCACGUUUACUGCCGGGCCCACUUUUCCGCAAUUCCCAGAACAAGACAUGGACAUGCAAACCACCGACAGUUCGACUCCAGCGUCUCAAGAUGGUGCCCCGGUCAGCGUCUCCGUUUUGCCUCGAAACGCCCGGCAACAGAAUCGUCAUAAUAACUUCACCCGCUCAAACACUCGGUCGUCCCCUCAUGAACCGUCCGUCGGGAUCGGUUCGAAACGAAAGCUGAACGUGCCCGAUUUCUUCGACUUGUCUGGUCUAGGCAAUCGAGACAUAUUUGGGGGCGGCAAACGUGGCCGCUUCACCUAGAAAAUAUGGUAUCGACGAAUAGACGAGCAUAUAUUCUCACGGUCACGCAGCGGUCAAUUGCAUUCUUUGUGGUUUCUUCUUUGUUUCUCUUUCGGUGCAUUAGUAGGAGUAUUGCAUGUGGCCCUUUGGUGGGCCACGGGUCAUCUUUCCGCAGUCAUCUUCAUUCUAUCCUUGUGCUCAUAUUCUCUUUGCUUACACCUUUUCCUUGUCAUAUCCCAUUUCCUUCGGUCAUCAUUACUAUUUAAAUAUAGAGGUUAUCAGACAUGGCGAUACCCGGUGAGGCGGCUAGUGUUAUAUUAAUCGUACGAUCCUUUCUAUAUACUGCUUUGUACAUGUUUAUUAGUGGUGAAGCGCUUGACUUGAUGUGCAUUCCCGUUACCAG
Molecule: messenger RNA, 1422 nt
Organism: Aspergillus eucalypticola CBS 122712
Lineage: Eukaryota; Fungi; Ascomycota; Eurotiomycetes; Eurotiales; Aspergillaceae
Exons: 1
Coding region: 252-1040 (262 amino acids)
Source: RefSeq, a predicted model, not a curated record